AUUUUCAGAGGCUUACCUGUUCGAUUUUCAACCUGCUUCUGCCGGUAUCUUGGUGUCCAGCGACUGUGGAUCCUAAGCGAGGGCAGCGGAAGGCAAGGGAGCGGGAAAUGGAGAAGAUAACCUUUGAGGAUGUGGCCAUAAAUUUUACGUGGGAAGAAUGGACUUUGUUAAAACUUUCUCAAAAGAAGCUCUACAGAGAUGUGAUGUUGGAAACCUUGAGCAACCUGGCCUCUAUAGAAAAGAAGCAGGAAAACCAAAAUACUGAAGAUAACUACAAAAGGCCAAGGGAAGACGUAAGACCUCAGUGUUUAGAGAGAUUCUCUGAACAUGAAGUAAGUAGUCAAUGUGAUGAAGCCUGCCAGCAGAAUGUAAAACAUAGCACGAAUGAGAAAACUCUAAGUCUGGUAGCACCUUUUGAAAACUCUGAGUUUGGAGAAACCAUCCUUGCUCAAUCACGCAUGGGUAUGCCUUUCAGAGCUCACACAAAACAGAUAACUUCACAGUACCAGGAAUGUGUGGAGAGCCCCAGCACUCAUAACGAAAGUGGGAGAGCCUGCAGGAAAUUUCUUCAGGGGAACAUUGGCUAUAGAAUGCAUAAUAUGGAAAAUAAUCCAUUUGCAGCUAAACAAUAUGAAAACUACUAUAGUUGCAGUUUAUUCCAUAUACAAGAACAAAUGGACACUCAAGUUAAACAGUGCUGUGAAUGUCUGCACUGUAAAAGAUCUUACCUUCCCUCCAGUACCCUUCAAGAGUCCAAAAGAAUUUACCCUGGCGAGAGACCCUAUCGGUGUGAGCAGUGUGGGAAAAUGUUCCCUUUCUACUCUAAUCUUCGAAGACAUGAAAUCAUUCACACUGGAGAGAAACCAUAUAUGUGCGAGCAAUGUGGGAAGUGCUUCCGUUCCUCUGUUAACCUUUCAUCACAUAGAAGAACUCACAGUGGAGAGAAACCUUUCAGAUGUCAGCUAUGUGAGAAAGCUUUUAUUAACUCUAGGGACCUUAAAGUGCAUGAAAGAACUCACACUGGAGAGAAGCCCUACACAUGUAAGCACUGUGGGAAAACCUUCACUUACUCUCGUCACUGUAAAGUACAUGAAAGAAGUCACACUGGAGAAAAGCCCUACACAUGUAAGCAAUGUGGGAAAAGCUUCACUUCCUCUGAUUACCUAAAAGCACAUGAAAGAGGUCACAAUAAAGAGAAUCUCUACAGAUGUAAGCAAUGUGGGAAGACCUUCACUUCCUCUAGUUACCUUAAAGCCCAUGAAAGAACUCACACUGGAGAGAGACCCUAUGGAUGUAAGCAAUGUGGCAAAACAUUCACUUUUUCCAGUGCCCUUCGAGUACAUGAAAGAAUUCACACUGGAGAGAGACCCUAUGGAUGUAAGCAAUGUGGGAAAACAUUCAGCGUUUCCUCUGUCCUUCGAAGACAUGAAAAUACUCACAUUGGAGAGAACUAUGAAUAUCAACAGUGUGGGAAAACUUUUACUGUUCUUUGUAAAGACAUGAAAGAACACAAGUGAACAAAACCUUACAGGUGUAAGCAAUUUAGGAAGACCUUACAUUUUCUACUCAGAUAAUAUUCUGAGUAGCUAAAGCCUCUGGCUCCUGGCUUGUUUUGUUCUUUUGACACAGGAUCUCACCCUUAGAGCAGCACUGGCUCCCUUAGAACUUGUGAUUUUUCCUUCUUGAAGAUAAGAAGCUGUUUGUUGUGUGUCCUUACAAUGAUCCUGACUAUUUUGGGUCCUGAGUGGAGGAGGGCUGUGGUCAUAGACACUUCUUUUUCUGCAAUAAUAAACCAAUCUUAAGAUAAAAUCUCAGUGAUCUUCUGUACUGUGAGCUUGGGAGGGUAUAGGUAGCUGUGUAUUUAGGUACAGGCAUCUGUAAAGGUUUCCCAAGAAGAAGACAACAUCUUCAGCUUCUGGGAACAGAAAGACUCCUUUCCUUUGUCAUCUUCUGUUCUCUGCUUCCCGUGCCUCACUUUGUCUGAACACACUGUCCUUGCUACAUUUGGUCUGUGAGGAGGAGCAUGGUGCACUUGACCUCUGAGACAAAGGGCCCCAAAGGCAAGGAAAGUUGCAUGCUGGAUAUCCCAGCAUGGGCAGUGAGCCCCUGGCUGGACCUUGGUGAAAUGAGCACACGACAUUGGUCUUCACCAUCCAGGAUCAUGUGCCAACCAGCUUGCUGCUGUGCUGCCUUCCUCUCACACCUGGUAUGUGGACACUGUUGCAGAAGCUCAUAACAGGGACAGCCUGCAGCAAAUGCUUGGUGGAGGACAGGGCCAGAGGUCAAGCUGGCCAAGAGGCCAGCAGCUGGAGGAUCCUUCCAUGAGCCUUCUCAACCUUGUGCUCCUCAGCCUUUACUUUUCUGGUCAUACAUGCCAGCUGUCAGAACAUGUUGAGAGAGAGAGCCUUGCUGGAGAUGGGCCAUGCCUUAAUUGGCCAGUUGAAAAUUUGGCUUAAUGGGGACAAAGUGGAACCUCCAUGGAGUUUCUCCUGAAAAAGGGUUUAAUUCCUUUAUUUUUAUUCCCAUGACAGGGGCUUGAAUUCAGGGAGAGUUUUCUCUCCUAGCUUUUUCAAUGAGGGCUGUCAUCUCACUCACAAUUGUUUUUUGCUUUGGUAGUGGUUGAUUGUAAGUAACAUGUCCUGUGGAUUUUUCUGCCA
Perognathus longimembris pacificus (Pacific pocket mouse) is the source of this 2657-nucleotide messenger RNA. Its product is annotated as zinc finger protein 501-like. Gene Ontology annotation, biological process: negative regulation of transcription by RNA polymerase II. Lineage: Eukaryota; Metazoa; Chordata; Mammalia; Rodentia; Heteromyidae. The record is from RefSeq and is a predicted model, not a curated record. Gene Ontology annotation, molecular function: DNA-binding transcription repressor activity, RNA polymerase II-specific.